AUGCCGCCUAUUCCUUUCUCUAGUGGUGUUAAUGCAGCAAUAUUUCAUACAUCCUUCAUAGCUCUAGCCAGUGAAAACUUGUCCAGGCUUCAUAAUUUUUCUGGCUCCGCCAAGAAGGACAAACAAAACUCACGUGACGUUGCUCUUAAGCCAGACUUCUCAUCUACUCGCAUGGAGAAUUUUCCUAAUGUCUCUACCUAUUUCCAACGUCUCAAACAACUUUUUGAUCAGUUGAAGAACGUUGAAGCACCUGUUAGGAAUCACAACUUAGUUCUUCAACUGGUGUUUGGCCUUUUUGAGUUGUAUCGUGGAGUUACUACCCUAAUAUGCCAAAGGAAUCCACUGCCAUCAUUCUUUCAGGCUCGCUCCAUGCUCACCUUAGAGGAAUCCGGUCCGAAAAAAUGCACAACACUAGUUCUCACACUGCCUUGUAUAUUGCUGCUUAAUGUGUAUCUUCACAUGCAUGCUCCCUGCACUGAGCACGUGCUUACACUGAAACCCAUCAUGUGUUACGUUCAGGGCACCUUACAAUAUGAAUUUCCCUUAUCCAAUAAUAACUCUCAUCACAACUCCAACAAAACCAAUUGCAUGGAACACUUACUCGUUCAAUGCGCCAACGCCAUCGAAACCAACAAUGCAACACAAGCACAACAAAUCCUUUGGGUCCUUAACAACACAACACCCCAAGAAGGUGACUCCAAUCAACGCUUAGCCGCAAGCUUCAUUCGAGCUCUAACAACCCGAGCAUCGAAAACCAGUAGCUGCAAAAUGCUAGAAGAACAACUUACAGAAACUGCAAACACAAACAGUUAUAACAUUCUUGACAAUAAUAACAACCUCGCCAUACAAACACACAAAUUCUCCGUCAUUGAACUAGCCAGCUUCGUCGAUUUAACACCAUGGCAUCGCUUCGGUUACACAGCAGCAAACUCCGCCAUUCUAGAAGCCACCAAAGGUUUUUCUGUUAUUCACAUUGUUGAUUUGAGUUUAACACAUUGCAUGCAGAUUCCUACACUUAUCGACGCAAUUGCUAAUCGCGACGAUGUUCCUCCUUCAAUCAAGCUCACCGUUGCGGUUAGGAAUAGGAAUAAUGUUCAUAUUCCAAUUCCACCUUUGCUCGACCUUUCUUACGACGAAUUAGGUUCAAAACUGGUUAAUUUUGCUAAAUCAAGAAACGUGAGUAUGGAAUUCAAAGCAGUUUCUUCGACUUAUGCAGACGGAUUUGCUUCUUUGAUCGAACACCUACGAGUGCAAGUCCAAGAUUUAGUUUAUAACAAAACUCAUGAAGCAUUGGUAAUAAACUGUCACAUGAUGCUUCAUUAUAUUCCAGAAGAAACUCUAUAUACGAAUAUGAAUAUGAAUAUGAAUACGAAAUCUUCUUCCCUUCGGUCGAUGUUUCUAGAAGCUCUACGAUGUUUAGAACCGACGAUUGUCAUUCUGGUCGAUGAAGAUGCGGAUUUAACAUCAGUUGAUUUAGUGACUAGAUUAAGGUCUGCAUUUAACUAUCUUUGGAUUCCUUUCGACACGGUGGACACGUUUCUACCGCGAGGGAGUAAACAAAGGCAUUGGUAUGAAUCAGAUGUUUGUUGGAAGAUUGAGAAUGUGAUAGCAUAUGAAGGGGUUCAAAGAGUUGAGAGAGUUGAGGAUAAAAGCAAGUGGGAGCAAAGAAUGAGAAAUGCGCAUUUUCAAGGGGUUUGUUUUAGUGAAGAUACGGUUAUGGAGGUUAAGGGGAUGAUUGAUGAACAUGCAGUUGGGUGGGGAUUGAAGAAAGAAGAUGAGUUUCUUUUGCUUACUUGGAAAGGACACAAUGUUAUCUUUGCUUCUGCUUGGUUACCUUCUUGA
Messenger RNA from Vicia villosa (hairy vetch), 1842 nucleotides. RefSeq names its product scarecrow-like protein 32. Gene Ontology annotation, biological process: regulation of DNA-templated transcription. The coding region runs from base 1 to 1842 and encodes 613 amino acids. Gene Ontology annotation, molecular function: sequence-specific DNA binding; DNA-binding transcription factor activity. Gene Ontology annotation, cellular component: nucleus. The transcript has 4 exons. Lineage: Eukaryota; Viridiplantae; Streptophyta; Magnoliopsida; Fabales; Fabaceae. The record is from RefSeq and is a predicted model, not a curated record.